Messenger RNA from Triticum turgidum subsp. durum (durum wheat), 348 nucleotides. NCBI's taxonomy places the organism in Eukaryota, Viridiplantae, Streptophyta, Magnoliopsida, Poales, Poaceae. The record is from the annotation of a GenBank genome assembly.
AUGAGGACCUGCAGUCUCCUGCUCAUCAUUAUCGCCGUUGUUGAUGUGGCUUAUCCCGUUGCCACGUCCGCCCAAGUAGCAUGGUAUCCAAUUGGGGACGUCAACAAUGAACCGCACGUCCAAAAGCUCGGCGGGUGGGCAGUGGCGGAGCACGUCAAGCAGGUGCACGAUGGGCUCAAGUUCAUCAAGGUGAUGAGCGGUGAAAAGGCACCUGAUGCCGGUGUGAAAUAUCACCUCAUCAUCAAAGCAUUCAACAGCAACGACAAACCUGCUAGAUACGAAGCAUAUUUGGUUGAGGAGGCUAGGAGCAACACGCGCACCCUCAUCUUCUUUAGCCCCGUGAACUAA